UUGUGGCAAGCAGUUGCAAUCUGUGGCACGCUGAGCGUUAUUUAUUUGUGCAGCGACCAACUUAAUUUGUAUUAAAUAUCUAUUGGAAUACCACUUGUAGGAGUCUAAAAAAACUUGAAAUCAAAGACAUUGAAGUGCGAUUUUGUUUUAGACUUGUUAUAUGAUCUUUAUCUAUUGUAUUGGUUGAGAUAUGUCGUGAAGGAAAUAGAAUUUUUGAGGAACGGUGUGAUUCUAAAGUGUUUGUCAAUCAAGUUUAUCUCUUAAAUUAAACCAAUAUUGAAGUGCUACAAAAACAAACAAAACUAGAUUUCAGAUUUGCACAUAUUAGAAGAAACAUUGUGCGACCAAAAUGGUAAUGGUAAGCUCAGCGGUAUUAGGUGCCGCUGCCGGUACUGGGUUAGCUCUGUUACUGGCUGUAACCAUCGUGAUGUACCGCUAUUAUCUGCUUCGUAAGCGUGGUAAGGAAUGGGAAGAGCUUGACCGAUGGGAAGAGACGCGUAUAAUGCGAAAAUUGCAGCUGAAGGAAGUCAACAUUUCGAGGGAGGCACAGCCCAUCCAACCGCCCACACAAUUGCACGGCAUUCCAUGUGUACCCAACCAUCCCAUUCCAUCAGAUGUUCUCCGCGGACCCUCCGAGGUCUUUCACAGCCCGUUGCACUUGCAUCACCAAAGCCGUUCCUUUCCGCCGCGUCUGCAGCGUACGCCUUCCAUCUCCAGCCAGAGCAGUGUGGACAGUGCUCCGUCCAGGCAGUCGGGACACCGCGGCUCCUCGCCUCAAAUACGCACAUUCGGGCCCGACGGACGAAGCUCCCUUCCCAGCGAGCCGGCGUUUCCUCACCACCUCGCUCGCUCUCCCAGUCCCAUGCGGACCAUAUCACUAGAUGCGCGAUGCGGCAGUCCGGCCUCGACCGAUGUGAGCGACUUGCGGACCCCAAGUCCUUCUCAAAGUAGCCUCGCAUCUCUCGCCAGUGCUGGUGGCGUUGGAUCCUCCACCUCCAACAUGAUUAUGGGUGCAGCGGGCGGAUCUGUUGUCUGUAAAGGCGUCGGUGUGGGAGGUAUGGCUGGCGGUCGAUGUCUUUCACCAUUGCUGAUACCACCGCGACCUCAACCUGGCAUCGAUCCAACUGUGGGCCCUGCUUCGCCACUAGGUGCCCUACAGCCAGACCUAUACCGUAUGCCCGACGGACCCGUCUAUCUGACCGCACCCGGUACCAGUCAUGCCGUGGGUCGAUUGCACUUGAGGGUUAAGUACGACUAUCAUCUGUUUGAUUUGACGGUCCACUUGAUUGAAGCUCACAAUCUAAGUCCCACUGAGGAAGGAGGAUUCCGAGAUCCCUAUGUUCGUCUCAUGCUGCAACCGGACGUGGAUAGCCGCAAGCGUCAGACACACAUACACCGUGGGGAAUCGAAUCCUUACUUCGAUCAACAUUUCAAGUUCCCGGUUUCACGCGAUCAGUUGCAGGGCAAAGAGCUGGUUUUACAGGUGCUCGACUACGAUCGCUACUCGCACAAUGACAUUAUCGGCGAGGUGCGCAUUUCCGUAGAUGGCCUCGAUCUAUCCAAGUCUGUUGAGAUUUGGGGCGACCUGCUGCGUACUAAAAAGCCCAAGGAGGAUCGACCGGAGCUUCUGUGCUCCUUGAACUAUCUCCCGCAGGCCGAGCGGCUGACAAUUGUCAUAAUGAAAGCCAGAAAUCUGGAUACCCUACAAGAGCCUUACGUCAAAAUUUACCUAAUACAAAACGGCAAGCGAAUUAAGAAGAAAAAGACAAGCAUCACUAAGUCCGAUGAUCCCACCAACCCCAUCUGGAACGAAGCAUUCACAUUCAAUCUACAAUCAAAUUAUCUACAUAAUGCAGCCAUCGAGAUUUACGUGGUCGGCGCUGGCAGCGAAGCAACGGAAAUUGGAUGCUGUGGUCUUGGCCCACAGGAAAAUGGCACGGGUUGCCAGCAUUGGCAUGAUAUGAUUAACAAUGCACGGAAGCCCACAGCCAUGUGGCACUACAUUCGCUAGGCUAGCAUGAAAACAAAUCAACAAGGAGCAGGUGCACAUUCUAAAUGCAUUGAAUGACGCUUGGAGAUGCUUUAAGCUAAGCCAAACUAUGAACUUAUAGCCAUAUCCUACCUACUAUAUAGAUAUAUACUUUUGUCAGUAUAUGGCACAUCUUCAGUGUGAAGCUAUGUAGCAUUUUUUGCUAAUAUUAUUUGAUAGGUUAGUUUUCCCUGAUGCUCCUAGCUAAGAACUAUACUAUGCAUGUGCAAAAGUACUUUUCUUUAUAUGAAUGUACAUAUAUGUAUGAUAUUGAGAAAUGCACAAGAUCAAUCAAAAGUUCCUAUGACACUUAAGAAACAGAACAAAACAUGUAAAAGCGAAUGAAUGAAAUAACGAGCAUUCGAAUUGCAUAAAGUCAAAGUAAUGAUCCUGUUAAGAGUGGGUAUUAUUUAAAGAAAUCCCCUGAAAAGCAGCAUACAAUAGUACUACACAUUUUCGGUAUGUUGUCCAUUUAGACGAGUACACUCACAGGGUUACGAUAGAAUCGAUUGAGUCGAAUGAGAGAAGGACGAGACGAGUUUGAGUUGAAA
Molecule: messenger RNA, 2580 nt
Organism: Drosophila innubila
Lineage: Eukaryota; Metazoa; Arthropoda; Insecta; Diptera; Drosophilidae
Product: synaptotagmin-5
Exons: 9
Coding region: 350-2011 (553 amino acids)
Biological process (GO): regulation of dopamine secretion; regulation of calcium ion-dependent exocytosis; calcium-ion regulated exocytosis
Cellular component (GO): membrane
Molecular function (GO): clathrin binding; calcium-dependent phospholipid binding; calcium ion binding
Source: RefSeq, a predicted model, not a curated record